CGUUGGCAGACGUCGAGCCACUCGCAGAAAUAAUGCUCGACGAGCACCAGCACACUCCCGCCCGACGAACGUCGAGUGCCCGCGACAUGGCCGCUAUGACUCUGCGACCCGAGAUCCCCCGCGCCGCAAGUGCCGCUGUCCUCGUGGCACCAAACAUCCACAAUGAAGGUCCCACAGACCGACUGCCCACGGUCGAGUCCAGCUACGUCGUGCAUGACACCGUCCCGGUGAUCCCACUGCCCACGAUUCCGCUCUUGUCUCCGCGGACCUAUGGGACAAUGGCAUUACCAGUGUCGGGGCGCAGUGCACUGGUGCUAUCAUCGUGCGACUCGAAAGUGGAGUUAGCACCCGUCAAGCUAAUGCGAACGCCGCGGUCCGUGCGCAAUGAAGUGACUGACGGCGUCAUCUUGCCGCUGACCACCGAGCAAUCGCCCGCGCUGACCGUCGAGUCCAGCACCCUGCUGUGUGAAUCGGCUGCAAGUGGCGACCCAGUGCUGUCACCACGAGGCUCGAGAACAACGCCGCGCGAAUCGACAACGACACCGCACACCGUGAGUAGCUCGCCGCGCAGUCGUAAGAUAUCGCACCACACGCCUCGCAAGACGCCGCGAUUCAGCGACCCCAACUACUACAUGUCCAUCCACGAGCGACUCGCCAGCACCCAGUCGCAUGAUGGCGACCUUGUCUCGGCGCUGGCGACGCCCCGUCCGCGUUAUGCCCCACCGAUGCUCACGCGCUCCAGCACGAUGCCCCGUCUCAUGGACAAGGACAAGGCGAUGCACAAGCUCGGCGUCAACGAAGAGCUUUUGCGCCUUGAAAAGGGCAUGAAGAAGCUGGGUAUUUGCGACCACGAUAUCCAAGCCAGCCUCGAAAUUCGACGGCACUGUGGUGUCAGCUUUACGUCGAUGCAAUCCAAGACCGAGACGCUCUUGGGCUUUUCAGAGGAGCAACUUCGGCGCAUCAAGGCCGUGAAACAGCUCGGCACGACCGAAGCCGAGAUCCUCGACAACUAUUGCCAAAAGCUGUCGACGCUAGGCGUGUCGUUCGCGACGCCGCCUCAGUAGCGGUCCUCACCUCGACUCUACUUGGCGCUUUAUACAAUUAUAUUGUCCACCAGAUCAUUGAUACUCG
This is a messenger RNA of Saprolegnia diclina VS20, 1131 nucleotides long. RefSeq lists its product as hypothetical. Lineage: Eukaryota; Oomycota; Saprolegniomycetes; Saprolegniales; Saprolegniaceae. The record is from RefSeq and is a predicted model, not a curated record. The coding region runs from base 33 to 1064 and encodes 343 amino acids. The transcript is spliced from 5 exons.